AUGAUCGCCCUCCCGCCGCCGCUCCCCGCCCACCACUGGGCCCCGCCGCCGCCGUUCACGAGCUUCUUACCGUCCUGCCUCGAGGCCGCGGUGCACAACACGCUCGCAGCCGAGCCGCGCGCGCCGCCGCUCCCGCCCGCCAUGAACCGCAACCACCUCAACCUGAACCUCACCGAGGAGCUCAGGCGCCUCCCGACCAAAUCCCAGCGCGAGGAGGAGCCGUACGAUACCGUCGAGAGCCCGCCCCCGGUCGAUGGCGGGGAGGACGGCCCGCUGGAGUGGGACUGGGACAUUGAACACGAAGACCGCAAGCGCGAGGCCGCCGCGGACGCGACCUUCCUCGACGCGUCGCCCUUUCAGGUGGAUAGGCGGGUGCUGAAGGAUGUUGUGCGCGAACAGAUGUCUGUGGAUGCCUACCUGGUGACCCUCCAGAACCGCCGUCAAAUAAUCGCACGCGUAGCACGACGAUUCAUGCCGCGACUCAAGACCGAGUCUGAGGUCGCGACGAUGGACUAUCUGCGCACCUUCACCAACAUCCCCGUUCCCGACGUCUUCUACUACGACUCGAACCCGUAUAACCGACUUGGAGGGGAGUACAUCCUGAUGUCGAAGGCGAAGGGCAUCCCGCUCUCCCGAGUGUACCAUGGGCUGAGCUACAAGGAGCUCGUGGGCCUGCUACGCAAUAUGGCGCACCUACUACUUCCACUAUUCGCCCACCGCUUCCCAAAGCUGGGAUCCUUGUACUUCGGGCCGGAUCCCAUGGCGUCUACCUCCUCGGCCACGGCCACGGACAACGCCAACGCCAACGCCAAUCCGCCCUCCGCGAAACCGCGCUCCUCCGCGCACCGGCACUACGCCGGCGUGCCCUUCUCGCCGACGCUCACGCCGCGCUUCAACUCGCCCGAGUUCCACGUCGGGCCGAUCAUCUCGUGGCCCUUCUUCGGCUCGAACCGCGGUGACCUGGCGCACCCGCACGAGCUCGACCGCGGCCCGUGGGCGUCGACGCGCGCGUACCUCGCCGCGUGCGUCGCGCGCGAGAUCAGCGCCGUCGUGCGCGAGAACGAGGGGAAGAGCGCGCCGCAUCGGCUGCACCUCGACCCGGACGAGAUCCGGAGCUCGCGGCACCACCAUCUAAGGGCGGUGCCCGGGGACGAGAGCGACGACUCGGACGAGUGGGACGCGCAGGAGAGCGAGGACGAGUGGGAGGGGCCGGGGGAUGCGAUGUAUAGGGAUUAUAGAAGGAUGCAGCGGAGCACGUUUUUGAUCGCGCAUCUGAACCGGCGGGUGGAGGAGGUGAGGAGGGAGAUGGAGCGGUGGAUGCGGGUGAUGGAGGGGCUGCUUGGGCGGCUGUAUGGCGGGGAGGGGCAGCCAGAGGGUGUGGAAGGGGAGGGGGAGGAGUUCGGCCUGGAUUGCCAUGAUUUGAGUUUGGAGAAUGUAUUUGUGGAUGAGGUGGAUCAUACGAAGAUUACCUGCAUCAUCGACUGGGAGAGCACGACGACGCGGCCGUUAUGGGCGUGCACGCACAUGCCGGCGUUCCUCCAGGCGAGCCCCUUCACGGCGAACCUGUUCCGCGAGAUCGUGCGCAAAAUCGCGCUCGCCGUGCCACCUACCCCGCGCUCCGUCCUCCAGCCCCGCGCGCGCCCACUAUCCCGCCAAUCCUCACAGGCGAACGGGCAGAUGCUGCAGCCCUCGAUCUCGCGCGCCAACACCUUCCCGCCUCCGCCGCUCGCGAUGACGCCUACUUCGGCCACCGCUUCUACCUUCAACACCGACCACCCCUCCGAAAGCCAAUACCCCCGCUUCCGCCUGCCUGUGUCAGAAGCUGAUCUCGCUGCCCUCGCGCGCGAGUGGAUCGCGUUCGAGCAGGCUGGGGCGCGGCUGCGUCUUGCGCACCGCUGCGUCGAGUGGGACGGGUGGGAGGAGGGGCUGGUGGAUACGAUCCUGGGCCCGGAGGACGCGGAGGAGGAGUGGUAUAAGGACACGGAGGGCGAGGGGGAGGGGAGGGAUGGGAGCACGACGGCGGUGUUCAGCCCGGCGCCGGAGGUGGGGCAGGGGUAUGGGCAGCUCCAUGCGCCAGCGAGCGAGCCGCCGUUGCCUCUGCUCCCUCGACAAGGCGACUCGCAACCAGCGCCCGUCGCGAGCACCGCGCCGGUCCUCCAGCGGCGGAAGCCGUCGGCGAAGCUGCCGUUCAAGCAGGAGAAGGAGAAGGAGCAGAUGCUGGAUAUGACCGGCGAUAUCUGCGGCGGGCGGGGCGGGGAGCUGGGCCGGCGGCUGGAGGCGUGGCUGACGGUGAAUGGGAACGGGGACGGGCAGGUGGAGGUGGGGAGGAAGUGGCGGGGAGGGGAGGAGGAGGAGGCAUAGUAGGGGGGCGGGCGUCUUGGUGUGCCUCUGCUUCGGACAUGCUACCCAUACCCCUAACGCGCUCUCAACGGACCGGGCGUCCGGCUCCCUGGACCUCGCGCCGCCGACUCGAAGUAUAGAAAUCAGUGUACAAUCCCGCCAUCGUUUCUUUCUUUCCACCCGCACGCACAUUGCACACGCAUCUACAGUUGUACUUAUUUACUCUUACAUGGUUCCCGAGAUAGACGUACGAAGUGGUAAUGCUUGUAGGAUAGGCUCCAAUGCACGAAUGCAUCUUUCCAAAUUGGUCGCGU
This is a messenger RNA of Schizophyllum commune H4-8, 2654 nucleotides long. RefSeq lists its product as uncharacterized. The coding region runs from base 1 to 2361 and encodes 786 amino acids. The transcript is spliced from 4 exons. NCBI's taxonomy places the organism in Eukaryota, Fungi, Basidiomycota, Agaricomycetes, Agaricales, Schizophyllaceae. The record is from RefSeq and is a predicted model, not a curated record.